UUAUUUUAUGAUCUCAUUGGAAAUCAUAUAAAGACAAUUUCUAUUGAAUUUAGCUAUUAGUGCAAGUAUUUUAUUACUUCUUGUGCAAAUCGCGUAUUAUAUCAAAGUUAGGAAAAUGUUGCUUCUUAUAGAAGUUUUAUUUUGGCUUAUAUAAGAGUUCUUUCAUGUUUAGUAGAAACGUUUCAAUAUCGAUAUUGCCCUUUAAAGUAAAUUGUGACCUGGCUUAAGUUUCAACUCUUCCCAAACAAGGCCUUUUUUGUGGACAAAGCAAUUAAAAGAAAAUUUUGAAAGAAAUGGUAAGUUUACAAGUUAGAAAAUUCUGGGCUUAUGCCUAUAAGGCUAGGUUGGGCCAGACUCAGAGGCCCAUUAGCCCAUGGAACUCGUCAUCACCUAUGUUGGGAAAAGGUAGAAACGGCAAGAAUUUCUGAUCGGACGGAUGGGGCUGCUUCAGCAGGUAACCUCGGAGGAUCAGGACCCUUCCGUGCAAAAAGUAGCAAACUCCGGUUGACUUCUUAAAAUGCGGCGUCGAGACUUUGACCUUUGACCUAGUCUCACCGUUCGAUCCGCUACUUUCUCUCUCUAGCUCUCGCAAUCCUCCUUUCCACAUCUGAGUUUCAUUCUCUCUCUCUCUCUCUCUUUCGAACAGAGUGAAACCCUAUCAGCCAUUGGAUCAUGCUCUGAAGGGUUCAUCACAACCGCAGUACUCAUCAACAAUGGUGGAAUUAUCAAGCGGAAUCAUCUGCAUAACCGCGACAUCAAUGGCCAAUCACCACCUGGGUUCAUAGUGAAUAAAAACCUUUUCUCUUAUACUGAGCAUGUCUGGUUUGGUUGCCCGUACAGGUCGUCAUCAGCAGCGCUACGAAGCCGGCUGUCGCCUUAUUGCCGGGUGCAUUCCAUUUAAGCAUAGAAAUCCUGAUGAGGGAAGCAAUGAAAAUUCUGAGAAGGUUGUUGAAGUGCUUAUGAUCAAUUCACCCAGUGGUCCAGGUCUUUUGUUUCCAAAGGGAGGCUGGGAGAAUGAUGAAACUGUUGAGGAGGCAGCAAUAAGGGAAGCUAUUGAAGAAGCUGGAGUCCGGGGGGUUCUGAUGGAAUUCCUUGGGCAUUACCAUUUCAAGAGUAAAACCCUCCAAGAUGAGUUUAGCCCAGAAGGAUCAUGUAAAGCUGCAAUGUUUGCCUUGUUCGUGAAGGAGGAGCUGGAGUCAUGGCCAGAGCAGAACACCCGAAGGAGAAGUUGGUUAACCAUACCUGAAGCAUAUGAGAACUGCCGGCAUCCAUGGAUGAGAGAGGCUUUGAAAGAUGGCUUUUCCAAGUGGCAUGAAAACAAGAUAAGCACAGGGGAGGCUUUCCCAGAUCAAGAUUGAUAUGUCAAGUGUCCACAAGCAAGACCCAUGAAAAAAGGUCAUGAGUAGGAGCAAGCAUCCACCCAAACAAUUUUCUGGGGGCAAUUUUUUUUCUUUUCCAUUUUUUUUGUCAUUUUUAAUACCUUGUGGACAGUAACGACGAUAUUGCUGUUACAGAUGCUUGCUCUUAAUCACGCAUAGUUUCUAUUUCUUCUA
Molecule: messenger RNA, 1553 nt
Organism: Vitis vinifera (wine grape)
Lineage: Eukaryota; Viridiplantae; Streptophyta; Magnoliopsida; Vitales; Vitaceae
Product: nudix hydrolase 16, mitochondrial
Exons: 4
Coding region: 816-1358 (180 amino acids)
Cellular component (GO): nucleus; cytoplasm
Molecular function (GO): pyrophosphatase activity
Source: RefSeq, a predicted model, not a curated record